This is a messenger RNA of Salvelinus fontinalis (brook trout), 1367 nucleotides long. RefSeq lists its product as uncharacterized. The record is from RefSeq and is a predicted model, not a curated record. Lineage: Eukaryota; Metazoa; Chordata; Actinopteri; Salmoniformes; Salmonidae. Gene Ontology annotation, molecular function: catalytic activity. The transcript has a single exon. The coding region runs from base 3 to 1367 and encodes 454 amino acids.
AUAUGGUGCAGGCCAGGCAGCAGGCUGUUAGCCAACCUGCCAGCUUAGUGGAGUCUGCCAAUAGCACAGUCAGUGUAGUCAGCUCAGCCAUACCCAUUGAGACUGUGUCUGUGCCUCGACCUAGGUUGGGCAAAACUAAACAUGGCGGUGUUCGCCUUAGCAAUCUUAUUAGGAUAAAGACCUCCUCCAUUCCUGCCAUUAUUGAAAGAGAUCGUGAUACCUCACAUCUCAAAAUAGGGUUACUUAAUGUUAGAUCCCUCACUUCAAAGGCAGUCAUAGUCAAUGAACUAAUCACUGAUCAUAAUCUUGAUGUGAUUGGCCUGACUGAAACAUGGCUUAAGCCUGAUGAAUUUACUGUGUUAAAUGAGGCCUCACCUCCUGGUUACACUAGUGACCAUAUCCCCCGUGCAUCCCGCAAAGGCGGAGGUGUUGCUAACAUCUACAAUAGCAAAUUUCAAUUUACAAAAAAAAAAAUGGCGUUUUCGUCUUUUGAGCUUCUAGUCAUGAAAUCUAUGCAGCCUACUCAAUCACUUUUUAUAGCUACUGUUUACAGGCCUCCUGGGCCAUAUACAGCGUUCCUCUCUGAGUUUCCUGAAUUCCUAUCAGACCUUGUAGUCAUAGCAGAUCAUAUUCUAAUUUUUGGUGAUUUUAAUAUUCACAUGGAGAAGUCCACAGACCCACUCCAAAAGUCUUUCGGAGCCAUCAUCGACUCAGUGGGUUUUGUCCAACAUGUCUCUGGACCUACUCACUGCCACAGUCAUACUCUGGACCUAGUUUUGUCCCAUGGAAUAAAUGUUGUAGAUCUUAAUGUUUUUCCACAUAAUCCUGGACUAUCGGACCACCAUUUUAUUACGUUUGCAAUCGCAACAAAUAAUCUGCUCAGACCCCAACCAAGGAGCAUCAAAAGUCGUGCUAUAAAUUCUCAGACAACACAAAAAUUCCUUGAUGCCCUUCCAGACUCCUUCUGCCUACCCAAGGACGUCAGAGGACAAAAAUCAGUUAACCACUUAACUGAGGAACUCAAUUUAACCUUGCGCAAUACCCUAGAUGCAGUUGCACCCCUAAAAACGAAAAACAUUUGUCAUAAGAAACUAGCUCCCUGGUAUACAGAAAAUACCCGAGCUUUGAAGCAAGCUUCCAGGAAAUUGGAACGGAAAUGGCGCCACACAAAACUGGAAGUCUUCCGACUAGCUUGGAAAGACAGUACCGUGCAGUACCGAAGAGCCCUCACUGCUGCUCGAUCAUCCUACUUUUCCAACUUAAUCGAGGAAAAUAAGAACAAUCCAAAAUUUCUUUUUGAUACUGUUGCAAAGCUAACUAAAAAGCAGCAUUCCACCAGGAGAGGAUGGCUUUCACUUCAGCAGUAA